UUGAGAUUAAAAAAUAAAAAUAAUAAUAAAAACCUGAGCACCAGUGUGCCACCAAGGUGCUGAAGGAGGACGUAGCCGGAGAAGGACGCAGUGUGGGCGGGUUAACGUACGCCGAGGGAGGGGAGGAGCUGGAGUGGGGACGCCACCGUAACAUUCCCACUCAAUCUCUCCUUCUCCACAGACGAGAAAGCAAGGGCAUUGCUCCAGUUACACACCGAAUCGUCUUGGGGUUUUUCCUCCCCCCCUCCCCAACCAACCAGCUCCAUCAACUAUCACCGGGAGCUUCGGCACCGCUGCUUGGGGAAGAGGCAGGGGCGUGAAGGCGGAUGCUGCGAGGCUAAAAAAAAAAUAAAAUAGAGGAGGCUGUGGGUACCGAGCGCGGGCAUCGCUGCUGCAGCCGACACGAUGGACAAAAUGAAAUGUCUCUCCUUCCUCUUCCUUUGCUUGACAUCCGUUGCCAAUGGCAACAAAGCCAACAAACACAAGCCAUGGAUCGAGACGGAGUACCAAGGCAUUGUGAUGGAGAACGACAACACGGUCCUUCUCAACCCGCCGCUCUUCGCUUUGGAUAAAGACGCUCCGCUCCACUACGCCGGUGAAAUUUGCGGUUUCCGGGUUCACAACGGCCCCUCGGGUUCUGGUUCGGUGCAGUUCGAAGCCGUGGUCCUGGACCGCUCUACCGGCGAGGGUCUGGUGCGUUCCAAGGAGCCGCUGGACUGCGAGAGCCAGCGCGAGCACAGCUUUACCAUCCAGGCCUACGACUGCGGCGAGGGGCCCGACGGCGUCAACAGCAAGAAAUCCCACAAGGCCACGGUACACGUGCGGGUCAACGACGUCAACGAGUUCCCCCCCGUGUUCGUGGAGCGUCGCUACGAGGCCUCGGUCCCAGAGGGGCGGCUCUUUGACCGCAUCGUGCGUGCGGAGGCUCUCGAUGCCGACUGCUCCCCGCAGUACAGCCAGAUUUGUUUCUACGACAUCAUCACUCCCAACGUGCCCUUUGCUAUCGACAACGAUGGUAACAUCAAGAACACGGAGCCGCUGGACUCCAAGCGUCAGCACGUUCACACCUUCUGGGUGACCGCUUUCGAUUGCGGCAAGAACCGCGCUCAGGCCGACGCUCAGGUGGUGGUCACGGUCAAGCCGUCCUGCAGGCCCGGCUGGAUGGGUUGGACCAAGCGCGUGGAGUACACACCAGGCUCGGGUAGCAUCCCGCUCUUCCCCAGCUUGCAUUUGGAGACUUGCGAGGAGACCGUCUGGAACAUCCAGGCCACUGUAGAGCUUCAGACCGGCCACAUUGGAAAGGGCUGCGACCGAGACAGCUACUCUGACCGGUCCGUGCGGCGACUUUGCGGUGCUGUUCGAGGCGAGGUCGACCUCCUCCCACCUCCAUCGCCCGCCGCCAACUGGACGUCGGCGCUUCCCACUCUACCUUCCUCGGAUUCCUCUCUGGUGUUCUCCUUCAACGGGUCCAACCACGUGGCGGUGGUGCCGGACGCGGUUGUCUCGGGGCUGUCGGGCGACCAUUUCACCCUGCAGCUGUGGAUGCGUAGGUGGGGCACCAACGUCCAGCCGGCUGCUGCUCAGUCAAAAACGAGUCGCAAGGAAGAGGAGACCAUUGUGUGUAGCACUGUCAAGAAUGAUGACUCGUUCUCUCACUAUUCACUCUCCGUGCACGGCUGCCGCCUCUCUCUCUUCUACUGGCCUGACGUCUCGGCCGCACGGCCCGUCAAGUUCCUGUGGAAACUGGAGCAGGUGUGCGACAGCGAGUGGCACCACCUGUCACUCAGCGUCCAGUUCCCUUCAGUGACCCUGUAUGUGGACGGCGUGACCUUUGACCCCGCUCUCAUCCACGACAACGGCGCCCUGCCCAACCCGGCCCCCCGUCAGAGGAUGUUCAUCGGCGCCUGCUGGGAGUCGGAGGACAAGCAGAGGGAAAUAGUGAACAACAGUAUCCCACAAGUGAAAUAUGCAGGAGGUUACCACGGCCUGUUGUCCGGAGUGACGGUGCGUCCUGGCAGCGUGGAGCCCCACAGCGUGGUGGAGUGUCUGUACGCCUGUAGGGAGGGUCUGGACUUCGGAGACCUGGAGACAUUGGGAUCCGGGAUGAAGGUGCACGUGAACCCCAGCCAGUCAGUAUUAGUGCUGGAGGGGGACGACAUUGAGAGUUUCAACCGCGCCGUGCAGCAGGUGACCUACCGGAACUCCCUCCGCUUCGCCACGCCUGGAGUGCGACCCCUUAAACUUACCACCUCUCUCAGAUGUUUCAGCGAGGAGAGCUGUCUGUCCCUGAAGCCGCUGGAAGGUUACCUGGUGGUCCUCCAGCCGGAUGCUCCUCAGAUCUCUCUGUCCGGGGUCGGCCCGCAUCUGGCUCGCCCCGCCCCCGAAUUCGAGGCCACCCGGGGCGUCGCCUUAUUCCCCGAGUUACGGAUCGUCUGUUCGCUGACUCAUGCCGUCAACACGGCUGCGCAGGGGAUGGAAGGUGGCGCGCUGAUGUCCGAUGCCGUGGCACACACUUUGGACGGCUGUGAGGUUCAACCUCUGGGCGAGGAGCUGGAUCAGGAGCGGGAGGAGCUUCUGGUCGAUAUGGAUGUCGUGCGAGAGCGGGGCUUGGAUCUCAUCAACACGACGGCUUACAUCGCCAUCACAGGCGCUGAAUCCAUCUCCGUAUACGAGGACGUCCUCCGCUCAGUCCGCUACCGACUGUCCGGGAGCUCGUCCCGCUUCGAGCGACGCUUCCGUCUGUCCUGCUCCGAGAUGAACGGCAGAUACACCAGCAAUGAGCUGACUCUGGAGGUCAACUUCCUCCACUCCUUGGACAGUAUGUAUCACCCAUCCCACUUGAUGGCCUCCCAGCAACAGUUUCUCCAUCAACACGCAGGCGAGCUCGGUGGACACGCCUUUCCCAGUCUACAUCGCAACUCAGUGGUCCCCGGGGCCGCCACCAUCAUCAUCAUGGUGUGCGUGGCUUUUCUGGUCGUCAUGGUGAUCCUGGGCAUUUACCGAAUCCGCUCCAUCCACCGCCGGAGCGAGGAGGCCCGCCAGGCGGCCAAGGAGGGCGGCGGCCAGUGGGACGACUCCGCGCUCACCAUCAUCGUCAACCCCAUGGAGUCCUACGAGUCUCGCAUGGGCACGUCCGCUGACACGGAGGGAGAUGGUGAGGAGGGGGAGGAAGAAGAAGAAGAAGAAGAUGAGGAGGUGGCCGAGUCGCCUGACAACGCCAGCGACGACCAGCGGAUCAUUUUCAAGAAGGAGGUCCGGGACGGCAACGCCCGUCGCUACUGAGCUGCAUGUAAAAUCCCGCCUGCACCGGUUCUCACGGAAACCAACACUUUUACCGUCAUUUAUGGAAUGUAUA
Messenger RNA from Hippocampus zosterae (dwarf seahorse), 3355 nucleotides. It is a transcript of the gene clstn3, whose product is annotated as calsyntenin 3. Gene Ontology annotation, cellular component: cell surface; postsynaptic membrane. Bases 406 to 3282 code for a protein of 958 amino acids. The record is from RefSeq and is a predicted model, not a curated record. The transcript is spliced from 19 exons. Gene Ontology annotation, biological process: positive regulation of synapse assembly; positive regulation of synaptic transmission; homophilic cell-cell adhesion. Gene Ontology annotation, molecular function: amyloid-beta binding; X11-like protein binding; kinesin binding. NCBI's taxonomy places the organism in Eukaryota, Metazoa, Chordata, Actinopteri, Syngnathiformes, Syngnathidae.